AUGGAGCCCGACGGCGCAAGCGACGGCGACGACACGCCAUCCCACUCCCGUGCGCGGACACCCGACUCCCCGCUCACGACGCGCGAGAGCCUGUACGCGGCCGCAAGCACCAUCGACGACCUCACCCAUGCACUGGCGGACCUCUCGCGCGCGGCGUCGCCCGAGCCGCCCGGCGCGCCCGCCUGCUGCUGCGGGCGGGACGGCUGCGCGAACUUGCGGGCGUGGGGCGAAGUGAAGGGCCGGCUGGAGGCGCGGCUGACGCUGAGCGCAGAGGUCGGCCAGGCGCUUUUGGCGCGCCACGAGGCAUACGUCAGGCGACAUGAGCGCGGGGAGGCGGCCCGGGAGGAUGGGGACAGCGAGGCAGCGGUGCUGCAGGACCAGUUGGACGAGGCGGCAGCGGCCAACAAGGCGCUUGAGAAGCGGCUGACGCAAGCGCUGGUGAACAACGAAGUGACGGAGGUGUCGAAUAAGACGAUUCUCGCGGAGCUUGCAGAGGCAAAGACGACGAUAUCCCGCAUGACUACAAGUGCUGCCCGCUCUGUCGGGUGGGAUACGAGGCUAUCGGCCGCGAUGAAGGAGAAGGAUGACAUGCAGCAGGAACGAGACGCCGAAGGACAACGAGCGAGGCUCGCAGAGGGGAGGUUUGCGGCGUUGAAGGAAAGGACAUCGAAGUUACAGAGUGAGGUCCGGAGGCUGCAAAGCGCGUUGGAAGAGCGAAGAGAACACCGGCUCGAAUCGUCGGAGUCGAUAUUGCUGGACGCCAGAAAGCGGAUCGAUGCAUUGAGCCGCACGGUCGGCGCACCGGUAGAAGAGCAGGAAUCGGAGCUCACGCCAAUGCUGGCGACGCUGGUCGACGACAACGAGACUCUCAAGCGGGACAAUGCGGAGCUGCAAACGCUGUUGGCGGACGCACGGGAGGACUAUCGGGCAUUGCAGGAGGAAGUAGAGGAUCAGCGCAUCAACCCGGCGCCUGCGAGGAGUGGGCCUGCGACUCCUUCGCAUCUGCGACAGCAUUUCCACACCGGAAGUGUUCCCUCGGUGAUGCUUAGCCCUUCUUAUUCAUUACGACGAAGCUCGAGCACUGAACGUCGUUCUUCCCGGCGGUAUGAGCCACUCACUCCCGAAACCACGCGCCGCCCGCUUUCCCCGACGGACUCACUCGCUAAUUCGGAGACGCGCUGGUCGUCAUUCAGCGGGGCCAGGGCUCCGAUACCGCCUGAAGCCGACGAUGUAGCGGAGGAAAGGAGACACCAAAAGCCGUUGUUCCUUCUCGCGCGGUCCCGUGGAGUCCAGACGGAUGCACCACCCCCAACGCCUGUGCAGUAUCCCGCCUCGCAUUCGCCUUCAUCAAACGCAUCCGUAUAUUCGGAGCCGCUUACUGCCGGGGCCAAUCUGAAUGCACAAAGCACGCAAUCUCUGAGCAUAGGCGCGAUUGUCGAGCGCACGACAGCCUUGUUGCAACGGAUACAGGCGGCGGACGCGUUGUCGCUCACAAAUCGGCUCAAAAGGCAACAAAUUCGCGGCGCCGAUCUGCGCGGCGCGGGAGGCGAGGCGGAGAUAAAGGCGCAGCGGAGGGAAGUCAGGGCGUUGCUGACUGUGUUGCGCGAAAUGUUCGGCGCGCUGGGCGAGAUGCGGGUGGUGCUAAACGAGGUCGUGCUGGAUCCGACGAGUGCGGGGAGGAUCAGCGAGGCGGCGAUGAACCCGGGCAGGGCUGCGGCCAAGGAAGGAGAGGAGCAAGGCGGUGGGCGCGGCUGGAUUGCACCGCUGUCGAAGCUGUUUGCGGGGACCCCCACCGCGCCGCCGUCGAAAGGCGAUGAGCGUGAGCGUGCGCCAGUUGCGGCUCCGCGCCCUAUGCCAGCUCGGCUGGUCCCGAAACUGGGACCGGCCUUGGCAGCGUCUGCGACGACGGUGAAUGUCGAGUUUUCCGGCGCGGCCGCGGGCGGGCGGGCAACUACCAGCACCUUCGAUGCCGGUCCACCAUUGCCAACGAGGAGCAAUACGGCCUCGACGGACGUGAUGGGCAUCUUCGCUGGCGCGCCGCGGAACAGAACCCCAGACCCUUGGGUUGUGGUCGGCCAUCCUCGGGCCCCGCGGGCCAAUCCGCUACUUAACAGGCCGGGCCCGAAUCGGAUGUCGCGCAACGUCGACGCUGUCCUGGACGGUGUCGGUGUGCGCGGCGGGACGGAAGAUGCAGACGAGGAGCCCGACUACGUCGGCCCGCUGUUGGCGCGGACGUUGCGGCGGCGGGGGCUGUCUGAUUCGUCGAUCCACUCUACGUUCGCGGCGCACGCGGCGGAGGACGGGCCGCAGGACACGGGGACGGUCUUCCAGGCACUGACGCGGAGGUUGCAGAGCUUCCGGAGUGGGCUGUCGUCGGGCGUCGUUGUAGGUGCGGAGCGCGAGGGACCGAGCCCACAGCCCGUCGCAUCGGGCUCACGGUCGACCAAGUCCGGAACGAGCGGCGCGCCGUCGCUCUCUGGCUCCGGGCCGGGCACGGCCACGGCCACGUCGCCGCCGGGCCGCACGGCGCCGAUUGGGAUCGCUCGCCGGGCGUCGCAGCGCGCGCACCCGAAGACAUCCGCGUCUGUCGGCGGGCUCGGCUUCCUCGCGAGCCUCGUGCCUGCGGGGGAGCAGAGCGACUUGGCGCGGAGCCUGCGCGACGGCGAGAUACACAGCCGCAGACACAGGGCGUUGGGUCCGGAGCAGGACUUUUUGUAG
Molecule: messenger RNA, 2718 nt
Organism: Mycena indigotica
Lineage: Eukaryota; Fungi; Basidiomycota; Agaricomycetes; Agaricales; Mycenaceae
Exons: 7
Coding region: 1-2718 (905 amino acids)
Source: RefSeq, a predicted model, not a curated record